GCUUGUUGACAUUCAUGUGGAGAGACUCUGCCUGCACCCAAUGCCUACAGGGACGCAGAGCCUGCUCGCUCACUUGAACCGACAAUAAUGGUCUCUAUUAGGCCUCGAACAUCCAUUCGUCGCUGUCAUGCGAGAGCGAGACCGCCCGCAGCCACAGUCAAUCUCUCGUUCUCGACGUUCGCCCCUCCCGACAACAAUGCCCACCGAUAAACAAACCCGGAGUAAUACCUCGAAACCACUCACUCCCGCUCUCAGUGCAAACUUCCGCACGGCCAAAAGCCCAUUGACCCCAAGGGUGAUCGGCUCUGCCUCGUCUUCUCCCAACUUGUCUUCUCGCAGGGACCCUUUCGUCAGGUCAAAAUCGCCCCCCAAACCAGAUCAGACCACAACACCCUUAAAUGGAAAUAUCACUCCUCGGUCUGGUGCGAGGAAGUCACGGGUCGGAACAGAGUCCCCUUUGACUCCGGCACAGCCGCGAGGAACAGGAAAUGGCCAGAGAUCAAGAGCGUCGUCGGGCAAUGAGACCUCGAAACCAACCGGCGGUGCAAUGCGAGGCCUCGGCCUCACCAGCCCACGGCUGGCUGCAAGUACAGGUGCUCUGCCAAAAGCAACCACCUCAGGUUCUACGCCUGCUGUGACAAGCCAUCGAAGGCUGUCCGCCGCAAAGAGCAUGGUAGAGGGUGACAAAGAUAUCACGUCGAAGUUCUUCCACGCGGACGAGGUCAAGCCCAUUGUGGGAUCCCCAGAGCCCGACGACGGUCACCGAUUCCCUCCUCCAAAGCCAGGGCACUUCUUCGUCGGUUCACCUCCGCUGCCUAGGGAGAAUGCAAGUGGCAAGGAGAACCUCGAUGAUAAAUUCUUCAGGGCGAACGAUCUAACACCCCACGUACCCCCCCGACGUAACGUCCUUCCUCAUCUCUCAACAGACAGAUUGAACAGUCCGGCCGCUACACACGGCUUUCGAAAUACGCCGCCUCAAUCCCCAAAUAAAAUCCACAAAGGAGUCCCUCCAGAACCUGCAUCACCCCGAAAAUUACAGUCCGGCCCGGUGCCUUCUCCGCCGGGGCCUCGAACAGCUGCCGAACGCCCCAAAAGCAGCUCAGGCAGCACCGCAACGUCUCAGUCUGCACCGAAUGGUCAUCGAAAGUCGAUCAGCGCCAGCUCCAUUAGUUCGUCAGUUCUCAGGAAACUGAGCAAUACUAGAGCACAACCGCCUCAACCAUUGGAGCUCCAUCCUACUCCUCUAGUGUCACCCCGGAUCCACGGGAAUAGCCUUCUGUCCCCGGAAACGUUGAGUCCCAGGUCUAUCAGCCUUGCAUCAACGAACACUGUUCCCACCUCUGUCCCAAGCGAAACGGAAUUCUCAGAAGCCACAAAAACGCCCAGUGCAUCUGCGCCGAGUUCGGACCCGAGACCCGACCAGGUCACGCCCGGCUUUCAGUCUCAGUUGGAUCAAGCUGCUAAUGCCCGCCGGGAACGCAAAGUUCUCGACUUGGAAAUCUCGAACUCCUCGUUGUUAGCUAUCAAUAAAACGUUAGAACGUGAACUCCGCAAGCAGACCGGAGAGUUAAGAAGGUAUCGUCGACUAUCGCGCUCAGGGAGAUUAUCCCUUGCGCCAACAACAAGGACAACCUCCGAACAGUCUAAUUUCACGCUCGGUACGGUUACGGAGUUUGACGAUGAAGAUCGUCAAUUUUCCGACGAUGAUGACAGCGAUCUGGACGAUCUCGAAGACGAAGAUGGCUCUAUGCUAUCCAACGAUUCAGGUUCCAUGCUAAGUCCUUCCAUCCAAUCACGCCAGCGUGCGAGAGACGAGAAGCGACUGAUGCAAGAUCUCUCGCGCCAUCAACAACUUCUUAUCGAUUUCCAGAAACUCAGUCAAAGCAUAAAACGCUGUCUCACCUGUUCGGAAGAGCUAAUCAAAGAAGGAAACAAGGCAUUAGACUACAGAGUGGGUAUAGGAGAUGUGAAGCUUGGCGGGAGAGUUUUGAACGAUGAUGAACUGGAUGAAAUGGGGUUGGUGAACGGCGUGGAAGAACAGGAGGCAAGACAAGGGCUUUUGAGCCCCAGCAUCACCAAGGCGAACUUGGACGAGGCCCAACUUUGGGGAGCCAGGCCACCUCCAACGAUAAUUGCCAGCGACGUCACAGCCAUGCCUUCGCUGGAUGAGUUGUCCGAUAUAUUGGAUUCUGUCAGCGCGCAGUUGGAGGAGAUCUAGAUUGGCGUCUUGAAACCUUUGGACUGGAUCCACGGAAGACAAAGUUUCUUCCUUUACGACAUAAUGACCCAGACUGCAUUGGAAGCGGGGAGUACGUGAAGAGAUUGCUGUUUUCUUUUGUUGUGGCGGGAGUUUCGCGUGGUGGUGAGGAUAAGACGUGGGAAUCUGCGGUUGUUCCCUAUUGUGUACAAAAUGAUACCCCCCUAUCAUCGCCGAGUUUUCGCUUUGUUGUUGAUGCGGCACAGAGGAGAGACAAAAGACCUUGCCUUACAAAAUCGGGGCCGGCUAUAUAAAACUCCUGGUGACGAAUGAUAAUGGUCGAAGAAAGCUGUAGAGGAGAAAGACUAGGUAAUCGAUCAAUAUAGGUACAGAAGAGAGAGAAGAAAAAAGAAAAGGUGUCGCCACCCUCUAUCACCUUCUUUCAGAAACCCGCAGAGGAAAGGCUCCC
Cladophialophora immunda is the source of this 2666-nucleotide messenger RNA. RefSeq lists its product as uncharacterized. NCBI's taxonomy places the organism in Eukaryota, Fungi, Ascomycota, Eurotiomycetes, Chaetothyriales, Herpotrichiellaceae. The record is from RefSeq and is a predicted model, not a curated record. The transcript has a single exon. The coding region runs from base 128 to 2218 and encodes 696 amino acids.